AUUUUAUUUCAAUCUCGAUCGCGGGAUUUGCCGUGGCCUAAUGCGCAACUUACAUCCAACUUACAUCCUCUUGCAAGGGGUUGUCCUCUUCCUGCUCUUCCCGCUCUUCCUGCUCCUCCUUCCUCCUCGAUUCCACUGAUACCUGCACUCGCGAUGGCGGUCACGAUGCUCAUUCAGUAUAGAGCGGACAAGGCUCGUCUGUUCAAUAUAUACCAAGAGGACGCGGAACGGUACCUAGCGGGCUUUCUUGGAGACGACUUGCGGACGUUGGGGCUGCCGAUGCCACACGAAUGUGUCUUCAAGUCGUGGCGCACAGGAUUUGUCCUGUGCAAUUGGGACGCGGCGGAUGGCAGCUCGUUGCACCGGCAGCUCAUCGCUGCCUUCCAAGACAUUCGCAGAUCCACGAGGUCGUUUCCGGAUCUGUUCAUUGGGAGGAUCGAACUACAUGACGGCGGAUCGCGGACGGUCGCCUCCGCGCCCUUCGCUUAUAAAAGACAGAAAAAGGCAUCUGCGCACACACGCGAUGUGCCUGCCCCAGGCCCCGGCAAGGCCCCCACCGCGCCCAAGUCGACGCUCCUCGCGAGACAUGCGAGUUCGCCGCUGGCGCGACCAAUGGCACCGUCACACCAGUGUAGGUUCCGUGCCUAUUCUCUGAAUAGGUUCCACGGCGAGGCUGACAGCUCCACAGAUGAACGUUCCGCCGCUCCCAAGGAAACACCUUCGUCGACAGGCCUGCGUCCGGGUACCGCAGCGUUCAGUGCCCCAGCAUCCGGCGUGGGGUUCGCCCCUGAAGGACCGUCGCAGGAGUCUCCUCGACGCGGCCUCUUCCCUCCUCCCAGCGCCUCGUACGCUCCGUCGCCCUCGCGCGCGAGCCACGGGUCCUCUGCGUCGUCGAUGUUCUCGGCCAGGAGCUCGGCGACGAGCAUGUCCAGCAUCAGCACGACGGCGUCGGACGUGGGUACGCUGAUGCGCGAGGUGUGGGACGUGCCGGCGCUGGUGCAGCGGCUGGAGCAGGGAAACGCGCGCCCGGGAGAGGUGCCUCUGCGUGCGCGGGAGCGGCCAUGGACUUCGGAAGGACGUGGAAUGCUCUGUGCACAUCCUAGGGUAUAG
Molecule: messenger RNA, 1110 nt
Organism: Fomitopsis serialis
Lineage: Eukaryota; Fungi; Basidiomycota; Agaricomycetes; Polyporales; Fomitopsidaceae
Exons: 9
Coding region: 154-1110 (318 amino acids)
Source: RefSeq, a predicted model, not a curated record